Messenger RNA from Canis lupus familiaris (dog), 471 nucleotides. Its product is annotated as lysine-rich arabinogalactan protein 19-like. The record is from RefSeq and is a predicted model, not a curated record. NCBI's taxonomy places the organism in Eukaryota, Metazoa, Chordata, Mammalia, Carnivora, Canidae. The transcript is spliced from 4 exons. Bases 96 to 320 code for a protein of 74 amino acids.
UAAGGUCAGGAUGUGCAACGCUGGAGUCAGAGUCCUACCUUCUCCUGAGCUCUGACGCUUUCCUCUCUGUGCUCCCUGCUGAUCCAUUCACCAGCAUGAAGGUCUUGGCGUUGAUGGUCCUGGUGGCAGUCUCCACCUUCCUGGUCUCAGGCCAGGAUACAACAAGUGCUCCAUCUGAUAGCUCUACUGCUGCUCCUGAUGCCACCACUGCAGCUCCUGCCAGCACUGCAGCUCCUCCUGCCUCCACGACCACUGCUGCUCAAAGCACCACUUCAGCAAGCUUCUUGAACUGGUUGCAUCACCUAUUUGGGUUGAAAUAGUUGUAAGAUGGAAUUAAUCCGAGGCAUCUGCAUUUGAUCCUGCGGGGCUCGGCCACUUAUGCCUUCAUUUGAUUUAAUCCAACGAUUUACCAUGUGUACCAAUGUCUCUUAUCCCUAAUCAGUUUUUCUGUUUAAAAUAAAAAGAACAACA